AUGCCCGGCCUAAUAGCGAGCGACGACGCCGGUCGCAAGAGAAAAAGAGUUAGCACUCGGGGUGCAUCCAAAGAAGCGAAAUCGCGCAAAGCCCCAAAGCCCACGAACGACGACGACCCUCAGUCCAAGAUUCUGCUGUUGGAAGAGCAGAUCUUACAAUCACGAGAGAACUACAACAAUAUUGUCGAGCUGCAGAAGAUAGUCGACCAUGCGGACAAGAAACCCAAAACUGCCACCAUCGCUGCCGUGGCAUUAUGUCGAGUCUUCUGUCGAUUGAUUGCUGGAGAGUCUUUGGUCAAGCAGGCUGGCGCAUCGGAGGGUGAUUCGCAGGUUGUACAAUGGUUGAGGGCAAGAUUAGAUGAUUAUUUGAAUCGUUUGACUUCCUGGAUUGGGAGCCCGGAUGCGACCAAGGAGAGUACCGCUCUCACACUGCUUAUGCGAAUCGUGAAAGAGGAGGCCACGAACAGCGACAAGGGUGAUCGAGCGUGGCGCCACGAGAAGUCUGCUUUUGUCGCUGUGGUCAGCAGGUUACUGCAAGAGACUGAGGCGGAGGGAGCGAGGCAAGAGUUUGUGGAGAAGUUCGUGGAAGAACACCACGAUGUUCGUUUCUACACUUUCGUCGCUGUUAAGCAGAUACUCCAGGACGUACACUCUGGUCGACAGGAGGUCGCGACAAACGCAAUCGACCUACUGAUACAAAUCGAAGGAGUACCUGAGUCGGACGAUCAACUCGAGGACUGGUACGGCAGCACGCCACAAGGACAGAAGAACCAACUCCUUUCGUUGACAGCACACCGAAAAGUUGCAAGGCAAGCAUGGCUCUCGAUCUUCCGCUCGACACUAUCCCAAGAAAGUCGCAAGAAGAUGCUCAGUGUUGCAACUGGACAUAUACUCCCGUGGUUUGCUGGACACAUCGAACUGCUCACAGACUUCUUGACCGACUCGUUCAACCAAGGUGGCGCGAUGUCAUUGCUCGCUCUAUCCGGUAUCUUCAAACUCAUGACGCAGAAGAACAUCGAUUAUGCAGACUUCUAUACGAAGCUCUACAGCUUGCUGGAUGAGGACUUGCUGCACAGCAAGCAUAGGAGCCGAUUCUUCCGCAUGUUCGAAACGUUCAUGACCUCCUCACAUUUGCCAGCUGCGAUGGUUGCGAGCUUUAUCAAGAGACUAUCGAGAUUAUCUUUACAGGCUCCACCCGGCGCAAUUGUCUGGGUCGUCCCUUGGACGUACAACAUGCUUAAACAACAUCCUCCUUGCACGUUCAUGCUGCAUCGAACGUACCAUCCCGCUCAUGCAAUUUAUGCAACCCAUCCAAACUACGAGGACCAAGGCAUGGACGAUCCAUUCGACAUGAAGCAGAAGGAUCCAAUGGUCACUGGUGCCAUCGACUCUUCGCUGUGGGAGCUGGAAACACUUCAGAGCCACUACCACCCAAACGUGGCCACUCUGGCCAAGAUAAUGGGCGAGCAGUUCACAAAGAAGGACUACCAGCUCGAGGACUUUCUCGACCAUACGUCCCAGACUCUGAUCGAUGCUGAGUUGGGCAAAGAGGUGAAGAAGCCGCCUGUCGUAGAGUGGGAGUUACCCAAGAGGAUUGUGACGACGGAAGAUGGGGGAAUGAAUGACAUCGGCAAGUCCUUACAAACUGCCAUAGACAAUAUGUAG
Messenger RNA from Zasmidium cellare ATCC 36951, 1665 nucleotides. RefSeq lists its product as uncharacterized. Gene Ontology annotation, biological process: ribosome biogenesis. Bases 1 to 1665 code for a protein of 554 amino acids. NCBI's taxonomy places the organism in Eukaryota, Fungi, Ascomycota, Dothideomycetes, Mycosphaerellales, Mycosphaerellaceae. The record is from RefSeq and is a predicted model, not a curated record. Gene Ontology annotation, cellular component: small-subunit processome; nucleolus; Noc4p-Nop14p complex. The transcript has a single exon.